Micromonas commoda is the source of this 1614-nucleotide messenger RNA. RefSeq lists its product with no specific name. The record is from RefSeq and is a predicted model, not a curated record. Bases 1 to 1614 code for a protein of 537 amino acids. Lineage: Eukaryota; Viridiplantae; Chlorophyta; Mamiellophyceae; Mamiellales; Mamiellaceae. Gene Ontology annotation, molecular function: DNA binding. The transcript is spliced from 3 exons.
AUGAAGCAGGCGGAGGCCAGCAAGACGCGCAAGCCGUACACGAUUACCAAGUCGAGGGAAUCGUGGACGGACCAGGAGCACGACCGGUUCCUCGAGGCGAUCAACCUGUACGACCGCGACUGGAAGAAGAUCGGAGACUAUGUGGGCACCAAGACGGUCAUCCAGAUUCGCAGCCACGCGCAGAAGUACUUCCUCAAGGUGCAGAAGAACGGCACGGGCGAGCACAUCCCCCCGCCCAGGCCCAAGCGCAAGUCCGCGCAGCCGUACCCGCAAAAGGCGGCCGUCGGCGGGGGGCGCGACGGGAAGCAAGCGAAGAAGGGCGGCGGCGCGGGCGUCGGCAAAGGAACGGGCGUGUCUCUGGCGCCGCCGGAAGGAGGAGGAGGUCCUCCCAUGGGCGUGAGGCACGCGUCCCCGGGCGUGAUGGGCGCGCCACCGCCGGUCAACCUCGUGGGACCCGGCGGCGUCUUGGGCGGCGGCUACCCGAUGGCUACGAGUGUCGGUCGAUGGGACGGCGGCAUGCGGGGCCCGCACCCCGCCGGGCCGGGUCCCAUGUCCUCGAUGGGCGCCAUGGGCGAUGGAUCGUGGGGCGGCGGGAUGCCGAGCGGCAUGGGAGGCAUGAGCGACGGCGGGUUCGGCGGCGCGCGGGGCGACGGGGUGAUGCGGGGACACCAGCAGGGGGUGAUGACGCACCAUCGCGACGUGAUGAUUGGGCACGGCGGCGGGAACGGGAUGAACCCGCCGAUGGGCAGUUACCCCGUCGGUCCCAUGGGGCUCAAGGGGUUCGGGAACGGCCAGGGCGGCGGCGGCGGCGGCGGCGGCGGCGGCGGCGGCGGCAACGUCAUCAUCGGGCGCGGUGGCAAUCUCAAGCCGAGCCCGUCCAACAACCCCGACUUUGUCGUCGUCUACACCUUCCUCGCGGAGUGCUUCGAUCCGGAGGUGAAGGGCCACGCGGAGAAGCUCAGGGCGAUGUCCCCGAUCGACAGGGAGACUACCACGCUGUUGAUGCGCAACCUGAGCUCCAACCUGAUGUGCCAGCGGAUGUGGGAGGAUCAGGUGCAGCUCAUCGGCGCCGGGUGCCCCACCUUCGUCAACGCCACGUACGACGAGAAGGGCGUCGUCGGCGUCAACGUCCCCUCGGGCGCCGUGGUCCACGCCGGUUCGGGCCAAGUGGCGAGCGGCAACGACGAGAACAGCAACGGCGACGGGAGCGGAGCAGGCGACGGCGUCACGGACCCGCUCAACGGAGGCGGGAGCGGCGACGGAAGCGGCGCGGGGGGUGACAACGGCGGCCGCGGCGCGCUGAAGGGAUCGGCGAAAAACGUCCCGGCGACCGCCAAGGAUGGCCGUCCGUCCGCCUCUAACGGCCCGAACGGCGGCGGUACGACGUACGUCCACGCGAGUCAGUUCACGCGGCUGCAGCCGCACCCGGUGGUGGACGUGGGAACGUGGAGCGACCAGUACGUGGGCGAGGGGCCGGGGGCGUCGUAUCCGGGGGGUGGCGACGAUAAGGGUUUCGACAAAGGGGGGCGGUCUCGUUCGAACAGCGGCUCCCCGACCGAGGACCUUAUCGGUAAGGGCGUGCCCGAGGAUGUGUACAUCACCGGGGGCGCCUGA